UAAUAUUGAGCGUCGAAAGAUUUUCCUGGUUUUUUCCCCAUUCGCCUCUCAAUUCCUAAUCACCCCAAAAACGGUACAGAGAAAUUCAUAGUUCAAUUGUAAUGUACGGUACUCUGUGCAGUGUUUUUCGACUUGUAUUUUUUAUUCAUUCAUGCAGAAUGUAAUUUUUAUGUACUAAAUACGAAAAACUACAAAUGGUGCUAAAAUUUUGGUAAAAUGUCAGCAGAAAAUUGCUUGGUUAAGGCAAUAUACUCUUUUAAAGGUAAAAACAAUGAUGAAUUAUGUUUCAAAAAAGGCGAUAUUAUUACUGUCACGCAAAAGGAAGAAGGAGGAUGGUGGGAAGGCACUCUGGGUGAAACUACAGGCUGGUUCCCAAGCAACUAUGUUACUGAAUAUAAAGAUGCAUCAGGUUCAGUGACAACAUCACCUAUACGAGCUGUGUCUGAGAUACAGGCAUUCCGAAAUGUGGUGCUGAAAGACAUAAUAGAUUCUGAAAAGGCCCAUGUUGCAGAAAUGCAGGGUCUUGUCACCAACUUCUUACAUCCUCUGGAAAAAAGUGAAAUGCUAACUAAAGAUGAAUUCAAACAAUUGACCGGCAAUAUAAAUGAGGUCUUGCAGAUUCAUGAACAGUUCUUAGGGCUGUUAGAAGAAAGUGCAACCAAAACAGGUCCAGAUCAGAGAGUAGGAGGAUUGUUUUUACAGUGGGCACCAAAAAUUAAAACAGUACACCAAACUUACUGUGGUGGACAUCCAAAGGCAGUGUGUAUCCUUGAUAAGUAUAAGGAGGACUUAAACACGUGGAUGGAAAAUGCAGGUGCAGUGUGUCCAGGGGUCCUUGUUUUAACAGCUGGUCUUUCAAAGCCAUUUAGACGUCUCGGCAAAUAUCCAGCUAUGCUACAAGAAUUGGCAAGACAUGUCCACGAAGCCCACCCUGACCGGGGCGAUACUCAUCGUGCAUCUGUUGUCUACAAAGAUAUUGCGAGUGCUUGUGCGGCAUUGCGACGUCAAAAGGAGUUAGAAUUACAAGUUAUAACCGGAGAAGUUCGUGGCUGGCCCGGGGGUGAACUAGCCUCAUUGGGUGACGUGUUACAUAUGGGCAGCGUGGCAGUGGGCCCGUCCCAUCAGGACCGCUACCUUGUACUCUUCCCAUCAGCGCUGUUAUUACUUUCAGUUAGCAAAAGAGUAUCUGCAUUUGUGUAUGAGGGAUGUCUUCCACUGACAGGCAUCACAGUGUGUAAAUUAGAUGAUACUGAAACAAGAAAAAAUGCAUUUGAAAUUAGUGGUCCCAUGAUAGACACUAUAGUGGCAGUGUGCCAAACAAAAGCUGAGGCUGACAAUUGGGUCAGUUUGUUACAAAAGCAUUCUAACACGAACAGUCCAACACACGAGCCUGGACAACCGCAGUCAUUACCUCAUAUGGCCACGAGCGAGAAUAAUAACUCUGAUUUAUCUGGUGGUUUAACGAGCCACAAACGAUCACACUCAUUCAACAAUCAUCAAAGCUACACACAACACGCUCAGCAAACGCAGAAAAACAAACAAAAAAAUCAAUCAGCGCGUUGGCUGCUCAACUCUUUCGACUCCCUCGACCAGUCACCCGCCAAAUCUGAUAACGGUUCCAUCGCAAAGAAAUUCUCCUCUGUUGACUUCAUCGACACCACGGAUUCGACUUACACUAAUAAAGGUUGGAGCAUAACUUGUUUACGGCCUGCACCACCGCUCCGGCCCCAAUCCUUCUCGGUGGGAUCGGACGAGAACAUCGGGCCGACCCACCCCUACGCGCCGCACCAACGGAAAUCCAAUUCGUACGAAGAAGAUGCCCUCAUCCUCAAAGUCAUCGAAGCUUAUUGUACUUCGGCUCGGUGCAGAAAUGCCGUAAGCUCCGUACCCAAUAUACCGCUGGAGGUAUUCGAGUCGACAAGGAGGACACAUGUGAAGUCAAGAAACCGUAUUAUCAGUUGGUUCUUAGAAUGAGAGAUCCGCAUUUUACAUCUCAAACCAAAUUUGUUGCUAGUCAUAAAUGUAGCGCUUGAAAUUUUAUAUUAUCAAUGUUUGCUCUGUCCUAACAACGAGCACCAAAUUCAAUAAUCUCAUUAUAAUACUCAAACAUAUACAGGCACAUGUCUUAAAUGCAUGUUAUCUUAGAAUGCUUUCACUAUUAUUAUGUAACAUGUAAUCUAGCAUUCAGCAUAAUCUUACUAUUUAGAUCUUGUACAAAAGUCUAGUCCUUGUAACUUAGAAUAUAACGUGUACUGUUUUGAUUUCAUAUUUUGAUUUCAUAUUUUGAUCCGGUUUUAAUGUAGGUAGUCGUAAUUUAGAGUUUUUGUUUAGUAUGGCGUUUUGGUGGCUGGGAAUACAAUCUAAAAAGUACAGUUUCUCUACACUUUACUGUUUAUAUCAAACGUGAUAGCUAGCUAUACAACAUGCGAGGAGAAUGUCGUCUACAAAAACAAAAUGUGUCAGAUGUAUUAUAUCGUUACUAACAUUUUUAUUGUGCUAAAUCGACUUCGAAUCUGCUUUAUUAAAGAACUUAAAGCACUAGCUGGCCAACGACCCGUUUACUACACGACACUGGCAUCUGACUUUUCAGUCCUGAAUAUUUGUAUUUUGUUACAUGCGGCUGCCUUAUUUCGCACCUGCAGUGGAUUGCGGCCACUUAUCUCUCGGUAAAGUACAGUAUCACGCACCCGCUACUAACAUAGACGAGUUUAACUACACUAAAAUGUCGCCCGUACAACGAAGCAAAACGCCUGACCGUCCGGAAUGUACGAAACCCACCAAAGUGAAACGAAACAAAAGCUCUUCCGCUGCGGACGCGUACUUGUACCGAGGGCCGGAAGCUAGAAGACUGUUGUUGUGCGACCGAAAGUAUGACAUGAACCGGUCUAAUCCCAACCUGCGUCAGCAUUGGGACGAGCGGCCCAGUGUCCCGGCGUGCGGCUCCCAGCCCAGCCUCGCCGCCCCGCGCUCCUCCACCUGGUGCUGCGGCACUUUCGUCAAACAUCUCACUAAAUCUCACCAUUUCGAUUGACACAAGUAGAGCAUCCGUUGGGUGAUGCUCGACCUCAGAAAACUCACAGUGCACGCGACUCAGUUUUAUCCGACUGCACCUGUCAUAUAAAUGUCAUUUACUGUCUGGUCGAUUGGGAUUUAUCGUCGCUUCUUUUGCUAAUUGUUUUCUGGUUUAUAUUAACGCCUGGAUAGUGGUGUUUCAAUUCACUUGCGAUUUAUAUUUUACUAAUCUCUCCUCAUUCCUGAUCGAGGCUAACCUACCUUAAUUUUCAUGUUUUAUUUUUCCUACUUAGUUUUAUAUAGUAAACGUAUUGUGUGAAAGUAGUUUAUACUUUGAAACUAAUUUAACAUAGUGAAAUGUGAGUGCUUUCCAAUUCAAGCUUACUACGUAAAAUACAGGAUGCAUUGGAACAGCUUCGGAAAACAAUAAUAGGUUGGUGAUUAUUGACACGAUAACACUAAAAAAAUUGUUUACGAUAAGUUUGCGAAUUUUUUGGUAAUUUGAAAUUUUGACAUUGUAACAUAAUUCAAACUCAAUCGAAGCAUUGACCUCAAGACCUUGAACGAGACAAGGAGGCGUAUGCCAAGUGGCGCCCGUUGCUUGAUGGGUAAGGUCUGAUCAAAUCUGGUUAUCUUGGCCGGUACAACCGGAUACUGGACAUCAAGAAAAAACUUCAAUAAAUACAAAUAUGCCCAUCAUCAUCAUUUGUCUGUCUCUUUACUGGUCAAAAGAGGCUAGUCCCAUAGUGCGCUAUAAUGACUGGCCCUGUCUGUCGCAUACUCCCUAUCAGUCAUUUCACGUAAUUUGGACAACGGGUGGGUACCUUGUCAGUUCAUAUCUCCAUUCGGGAUAGUCUACUACUCCCUACUAUCGCAAAUCGGUUCCACAACAGAAUAUUAUUACUUAAAACCAUCGGCUUCUCAUUUGUCAACUACCAAAAAAUCCCUUCAAUUACUGUCUUCGUAUUUCUAAUGAAUCAAUUACCUGCCAUAACGUUCUGUCAACUCUUAGAUAUUGGAAGUUUAGCUUUGGUGUUUAUAAAUAUCCAAAGAGAUUGCAAACAGCAUUUAAACAAUUGCCGAAAAUCGAGACUGGCCUUUUCGACGGGCCCAUUUUAUGUUGAACAGCCGAGACCGACUCCACAAUCAGACCUUACCACAAUGGUAAUAAGGUUGUGUACCCAAUGCAAUGUACUCGUUCGUUACUAUUUAAAGAAUAUGAAAUUACUGAAAUUAUAAGUAUUCACGCAUGCCCUAGUAAAAUGGUAUUUGGUUUUGUCAUACUGCAGGUUUGUUCGUACUUCAAGAUUUAUUGGCUUCGGAAGCGGUUCCUUUACAUUCUGUUUAAAAUUUUUUUGUACAUAUCGUUAUCUAUGUCAACAUAGAUUUACUAUCAUAGAUUAUAUGCAUGUCUGCAGUAUUAUCGACUUAGUUAUUUAUUAGAAUAAUAAUUUAACCUGUAUAUUAUUAUUAUAGAUAUAUUGUUUUCAUACAAAUAAUAUGAAUUUUAUAAAAUGCUGCUUAAAUUGCUUUUUUUGGGAUUAAUUGUGAUAUGGUAUCGAUUUUAUAGAUAAACUGGUCAGUGAUCGGUGUAACUUUUACUGCUUUCUUAAAAUUAUUUAAUAUUAUUUAUUUGAAAACUAAUAAAAAAAACUAUUAUUAUUUUAUUGUGAACGUUCACUGUCCUCAUUUAGAAAUGAGUAAGAUUUCCGAUUAGGAAAUGCUAUUUGUAACAGUGCUUUUCAAAUGAGAAUUAUUCUUCCUGAUUAUUUCUCGUUUUAUUAUUUGAAAGGUUUAUUUAUUUUACAGACGUAUCCUUUUUACCAAGCUAUAAUGGGACGUAGUUUAGCUAAAAAGCUUUUCAACCCACAGUCAUAUCAAAAAUGACAUGACUGGGCUCUGUCAGGUUCUACACACUAAUAUGAUCUAAAAAAAAACAUCAAAGAAUAACAUAAAGAAGAUUUGAAAGAGGUAAACGAAUCGUGUCAUGAAAUAACAAACUCAUACGAAAUAUAACUCUGAUCGAGAUGUAAUGAGAUCUGUCAACCUGAACGUAAAAUUUCAAAGAAUUCAAUUUAUGAGUAGACUUUUCCGUUAAACUACGUCUGACUUUGUAAUCUAAACUUAGAAUAUCGAAUAAAUUUAUUUUAGUUCAAUUUUAUUAUCACUAAUGGAAUUUUAUUAUCACCAACGUUGUGUCUGCCAAAUAUUUAAUUUUGUUUUUAAAUCAUUCGAAUAUUGCAUAACUUUAUAAUAUUGAAAUAUGUUGUGCUAAUUUUUAAAGAGAAAAAGUGCUUUUAUGGCUCUGUUUCGAUUGUUAUGAACCUUUAAAAAUAUUCUAACAGUCCAAAAUAAAUUCGAGUAACUUGUGACAAUACGACUGUUCACACGUCAUAAACUUUUCACAGUUUAACUUUUACCCAUAUACAUAUAUACUUCAACUAUAGUCGGAUUUUUUAUUAGACGAAGUCAACUGACGUUUACUGUGUUGUCAGUUUUUGAUGAAAUAAAAAUAGUGUUGUGACAAAGUGAACGAUUGAAAAAACUCCGGAAUUAAUGAAAUUGCCUCGAUUGUCUAGUGAAUAGUUGGUGUGCCGAAUUGCCGAUAUCGGGUACGGGGUUCGAAUUUUAGGCGUGCUUUGUACAUACCAACGAGUUUUCGACGAAAUAUUAUGUUCCUAUAGUAUCUACCUGUACUGAAUACCGAGUGUUUUAAACAUUAAGAAAAACAUUGCGAGGAAGCUUGUAAGACUGUCCUAUUACAAUACAUCAUAUAGUUGAAACUAUAGAUGUAUAAAAUAUAACAAUUAAAGGUAGGUAAUGAAAAUACAAAAACUGAUUGUAGUUACAUACUACCAGUAACAUAAUAUAUGGGAGCACUUUAAUACAAUUUUAUUGUAAAAUAUAACUAAUAUUCUUUUAUAGUUUGAAAUUAAUGAUUAACUCUUCACACUCAUUGUUCAUUCAUGUGAGUGAAUGAGAACUGAACGCAUCACUAUUACUUUAAAUAUAGCAACAUUAUUUCACAAAGUGACAUUAGCUACUGUCAGCUGGCUUCGUCUAAUUAAAAAUCCGACUAUACGUACAAUUUAGAUUCUAAAAAAAAACUUGUAACAAAUUCCGAGGCAUGCAAAACAUAUUAAAUUACGGAACGAAAUUAUCAAUUUAAUAUUUCGUGCAACGUGAUUCGCGUUCGCAUCAUGGCACAGACUAUUCUGGAUACUUUCAGAUCUUAAAAAGUAUAUUCACCUUUCAUCAAAAAUAUUUUCACCUUUCAACAAAUAAUUAAUCUGGAAGCUAACGUGAAAUGCAAGCUGACUGACUGCAUGUAAAAUAACGAGCAUGCAAAUCACGUAAAAUUCGCACGACUAAUAGAGACAAAUGAAGCAAGUUAUUAGAUCGUACGGCGCGUAAUCACAGCGGGCAGCGCUCGUCCGCCGCGUGCCCCUCAUUUAAUAUUGAACUCGGUAGCGAGCGCAUGCAUUCACUUAUACAUAUUAAAUGUAUAUCAGAAUUAACUCAUGCAAAAAUUGGUGUCAAUUUCACCAAAAAAAUAUAUUUAUAACUUAUAGCUGACCCGGCAGACUCCGUAGUGCCUCAAUCGAUAAAUAAAAGACACAUCAAGGGGACACAUCAAAGGAAAAACAAAAUUGCUUGUUUUUAUAUAAUUCCGAGCUUUUUUUAUAUUUUCUCACCUUUUAAACCUUCCCUGGACUUCCACGAAUAAUUCAAGACCAAAAUUAGCCAAAUCCGUCCAGCCGUUCUCGAGUUUUAGCGAAACUAACGAACAGCAAUUCAUUUUUAUAUAUACUUAGUCUGGCCAUAAAUACUGUUACAAAGGAAAACAAAAAAAAAUCUAUGGCAAAUAACAUUUAUUACUUUUACAGCGUGUUAGUUUACAGUUUUAAAAAUGACAGAUUCCAAAUUCAAAUGUAAUAUUUUGUUUAUUUUUAAUAGUAACAGUAUUUUUGGCCAGACUAAGUAUAGAUUAUUUGAAUAAAAUUCAUUACGCUGUUACCGCCAAACUUCUCGCAAUAAAUUGUACAUAACUAUUGCAGUAAUACGAACGAUUGUAAAUGUUUGAUAUACAACUUACUGUGACUACUUUCCCGUUUAGCGAUAAAUUAAUAAACGCGUUGUUUAGUUCAUGGGCAAUAUCGUCACCCUUUUCCACGAAGGUUAGCUUUAUGACGUCGUAACCGCACCGAUAAAUCUAACGUUAACACGAGCUCGCUAAUAACACAGAUUUUUACCUCAAUAAAUUGAGUGGGCUGGCAAGCGAAAUAAUCAUUGAAACAGAUUCAGUAAUGCGCCAAACUCGAAGCCAUUAGGGAUCGGAGGGAGGUUAAAAAUUGUACAGCGCAUGCUGCCGCUGAUGAAUUGAAGCGAAAAACAAAAUUCCUUCAACGAUCAGCAGGAACAGUAACGAACGACAUUAGCGUCCGAAAGAAAUUUCGCGUUAAAAUUUACAUUUUUCAACGAACUUUCUUUAAUUUUUUUUUAAACGAAAUUGUUCAUUUUCGAUUUGUAUUAAAAAGUUUAUAAAUUUAAACAAAAAUAAAUAACUAUUACAUUAUUGAGUACACGUACAAAAGUCCGUCAGAAUUGUUCGCUGUGUAUAUAGGUAUAUAUAGUUAUAAGUAGCACCGUCUUUCCCAGGGCCUGCGAGAUCAUUGACAUGAUGCAGAUAUCGAUUAGUUACUGUUGUUGCGAGCGCAUGUCGCAAGUCAGAGAGACGCACACUUUGUUUCUCAAUGUUACCCUUGGAAAAAUAUUAGUGUUGUUUAAUUUUGUUAACAAGUUUAACACUUUAAUGUUGGCUUACAUUAUCGUUCCUCUUAACCAUAUUAUAACGAUAACCAUAUUAGUAAUAGAUAACCCGUUGUCUAUUGAUUUAAUAGAUUUUUUCUUCUAAUUCCGAUAUAGGUAGAUAUUUAAAAUAAAUAUUUUAUAAUAAUUUGACACAUACUUGAAUUUGAUAAAAUUUAAUAUAUGUCUGAGGAAUCUAUGCGCUUGAAUUUAAAAAAUAAUAAUUUUGCUUGCAAAUUAUAUAAUCUUUAUACCAAAUUAUUUUAAAUAGUUGUACUAAUAUAUAGGUAGAUAAUUAAAAUAAAUAUUUUAUAAUAAUUUGACACAUACUUGAAUUGGAUAAAAUUUAAUAUGUCUGAGGAAUCUAUGCGUUUAAAUUUAAAAAAUAAUAAUUUUGCUUUUCAAAUUAUAUAAUCUUUAUACGAAAUUAUUUUAAAUAAUUGUACUAUUGCUGCUUAUUUAUCAUUAAUGAUAUGUAUAAUAGUUUAUGAACUUGUAUUUAUUUAUAUUAUGUUUAAGUUGUAAAUGCUAUUCAUAUUUUCGAAUAAAUGUUUUGGAAAUA
Messenger RNA from Bombyx mori (domestic silkworm), 8383 nucleotides. It is a transcript of the gene RtGEF, whose product is annotated as rho guanine nucleotide exchange factor 7. The coding region runs from base 217 to 1974 and encodes 585 amino acids. Gene Ontology annotation, cellular component: cytoplasm. Gene Ontology annotation, molecular function: guanyl-nucleotide exchange factor activity; protein binding. The record is from RefSeq and is a predicted model, not a curated record. NCBI's taxonomy places the organism in Eukaryota, Metazoa, Arthropoda, Insecta, Lepidoptera, Bombycidae. The transcript has 10 exons.